AUGGAUAGUUCGUCUCUCCUGCCUGCCUAUGCACUGAAAAGGACGACUUUCUUCAAAACACAAGCGGGAAUCAACCAACUCUUACAUACAGAAGAGCCUUCAUUGGCCAGUAUAAUGAAUAUCUAUCUGAAAGAGAAAAGAAAUGGAUCUUUAGACUAUGCGCGCGCACUCUUGAGACGACGAGGGAUUGUAUAUGCCUCUUUGAAACGCGAAAUCUUCCAAAUGGCAGUUCAUAAGCAAGUCUCUGGGUGCAUUGAACUAGUGAUUCAACAAAUGCAUGCCUGCGGGCUUUUGGAGCGCACCGAUCUGGUCAAGGUUCUUCGCCAACUCACAGAAGAGCAUCCACAGCAAGUCUACCAAGUAAUGCACCAGCCCCAAAACACUCUACUUGGAAUCUUCAAAAUUAUUGAUCUGGAUACUUUUGAUGCCAUGGCUAUCAUCUCACGUACCGUCCUAGAAAAGAACAAAGACCGAGUUCUAGACUAUAUCAACGAGCAAACAUACUCCCAGACGCUUAAGUACUUGACUAAGGACGUGCAAGGUAUCAAGUACUUAAUUGAUACGAUUUCCCAAGCCCUUAUUCAGACAGUCGACCAGCCGGCAACAAUCAAAAACAUGGUUGAUCGUGCUAUCUCGCUUUACAUCAGCCUAGAAAAAAUCGACUACACUCGUGUUCUGCUCACUCCAAUCAUCACCAACCUGAAAGAAAGACUCGCCAGAGCCAUUCUUACCUUUGGAGCUGAAGUUGGCGCCGAAACCUUCUUCCGGGCGAUUUCCCGCCGACUAGAAGAAAUCAUUGCCCACUCGGGAGCGACCAGUCCUAUGUGCCCAACUGAAGAAAGACUGGUGCACCAAGAAGACCUCCUUGACUUUCUUUUCUCACUGAUUCCCUACAAUAGCAUGGUUGAAACUCUUGCCCUUAGUAUUUCUCGUGAUUUCGUGCUUAAUCGGGCCAGUCGCUACCAGUUCCUCCAAAUCCUAGAGCAGAAGUUCGGUACUCAGCGCCUGACCAACAUCAGCAUAAUCAAGAACGAUUUCCAGUACUUCUCACAAGUCCAUAUUCCACCGGCACAAGCUCUAGCAGCCGUUCAAACCCGACUAGCAUCGAUUGCCGAAAUAGAAUUCGCACCCAAACCCCAAGUUAGCUCCUUUGUAUACUCCUGCCACUACUGGCCCGAGAACAAUUAUGCCUCCCCCGAGGACGUUUUCUCCACCACAAUUGAGCACACUCCCACCCAGCCAAGCGCACAUCCGCACCCUAAUACGAACAACACACUCGCUCUUGACUAUGCCCGUGAGCACACAUAUGCCAACAUAACAGUUACUAGCCACGGCCGCUCACAAGACUUCACUCUCCCUAUCAUCUACCUAGAGUAUCUAGAUCCCAAGUUCAACACCACCGGAAUCCCCGAAAGCACUCUUAUCGCCAUUGAAUCUUUCUGGAGCGCCCAUGACGACUAA
Molecule: messenger RNA, 1461 nt
Organism: Nematocida homosporus
Lineage: Eukaryota; Fungi; Microsporidia
Exons: 1
Coding region: 1-1461 (486 amino acids)
Source: RefSeq, a predicted model, not a curated record